This is a messenger RNA of Mesorhabditis spiculigera, 414 nucleotides long. Lineage: Eukaryota; Metazoa; Nematoda; Chromadorea; Rhabditida; Rhabditidae. The record is from the annotation of a GenBank genome assembly.
AUGCUGGCGAUCGCCAUGCUACGGGACGAAGAGCACCCGCAGAUCGAUGAGGCACAUCUGAUAGCAAGCGAGCAGAGAACGAAGUUCUACAAGGUCGGAUAUCUAGAUGCGCCAGAUAAGCCCGACCCGAAUGAAACAAAAAUUGCCCAAAACACGAUCAGAGUUUUGCUAGAAUCUGUGUUUGGGUCUGGGCAAAAGCUGCAAAGAGUCGCUAGCGAGUGUGAAAAAUGUGCUCAGCUGCGAUAUGAGGAACUAAAGGAAGAGUAUAUUAGUUGGGCAACUGCACGAGAUCUGAGCAGCGCAGAUUCUGCGAUUCGCUUGCAGGACGCUGGGACGUUUUUGCAAUCGCUGUACGACAUCGAGCGGGAUGCCGUCGUGAGGCAGCUACUCGAAAAGAUCACUCUAAUUCGAAAG